Molecule: messenger RNA, 1180 nt
Organism: Durusdinium trenchii
Lineage: Eukaryota; Dinophyceae; Suessiales; Symbiodiniaceae
Source: the annotation of a GenBank genome assembly
GAAUGCUAGGUUUGCCAUGGGGGUACUUUCAUCACAAAGCGGGCAGGAUUUAGUUUGGCGAUUUGCCGAACUUGGCUCGAGAUUAGACGGCUUUUGUGCUAACGCGCCGACACGGGGGAGACGGCGGCUGAUGGCAUCCUCAGCCUCAUGGCAGCACUCGCAUCUCUAUCCUGGCCCAUUGCCGACCCAAAAUACGUUUAUCCAUUUUCCUGUCUCACUGGAAGGCUUUCAUGAGCGGCAGGCGUUCUCCUGCCCCGUCACUCCGGUUUCAGAGCCUGGUGAGGCAGCCAUGUGGGCCGGGCCCUGUUGCAUAUCGUCACAUGCCGGGCUUGACCGUCACCUGUUGCAGCUGGGCCUUCCGCAUCUGCUUCCAAAGAGCGCGCAUGACACCCGCGAGAAGUCAACGGCGGCCCCACAGGUCUUGCAGGGCAUGGAGGAUCGUGAACUGGUUCUUGACCCGUCCUUGGAUGAAGUGCAGGGCGACCUCGCCAAGGUUCUUGCAACGCAGGCGAGAUUGGUAAAUCAGAAGGAGCGAUCUCUCAAGCGGGCAGAAGAUUGGUAUCGUACCGCGGAGAUGGCUGUCGAGGAGGGUGAUGAUGAACGUGCUAAAGAAGCAUGGUCACUACGGCAGUCAGCUCUUCAAGAGGCGACUGGCUUGCAAAACCAGAUCGAUGCAAUGACAGGGAAUGUCGAAGAUGUCGAAGAGCUCUUCGAGUCAGUGAAGGCAUUGGAGGCACGGAGCCCCGCGCGACGCUAGGCACGCGUUGGCAGAGGGCUUCAGGAGGACCGGGGUGCGCCGUGUACCGUGGAAAACGUUUCGCAAGAAUUUACACGGAACAUGCUGACUAGAGAGGAAGUAGAGAAUCCAAUCAAACAGGAGUCUAAGUUGGAUCUCCAAGAUUGCCAGGGCAAGUGCGCUCUGUGCCAUCCAAUUCAGCGAACAAAUUUUGGGGGUCAGCCCAAAAUGCAAUAUUAACAUCAGAGGGCCCCAAUCUUGGCUCUUCCUGAGGAGCGUAGCACAGAUAUGUGAGCGCUGUCACCUGCAUGCACAUGUGGCUGUGAUGAUCCUUUUGGCCGAGAAGAGAGAUCAGUGGAUCAUCGCUGAAUAAGCCAAUGGAAUUUACCUACACAUUGUUCCCAGAGCUUUGGAGCUCGCUCGCCCAACGGUGAAGCUUCAGUG